AUGCGCUUCAAGCUCGCCCGUGUGCACCCUUGGUGUCCUCGGAUCCGAUAUGCACAGCACAAGCAGCCAGCACAGGCAUUUUUAUGCCGCAAGUCAUGGCCCCAAAAGCAGGUCCGCAUGUCUUUUGCAGAUAUCCGUACACGCCCGACACACACCCCAAAUCCACCCAGCAUUGACGACAUGAACCACGCCCGCGCCCACAUUCGCCCUGUCUUCCCACGAGGUACCUUGCGCCGUAGUCGUACCAUCAGGGGGCAGACCCGAAUUGGACUCCACGAGCAUCCCCCGACGACUCAGGCGCCCAACAACGCCGUUGCGGCGUACAGGGGCCCCAACUUUGGCACCAGUUCCUUGGGAAACUUCCCCCCCUUACAGACGGUUGCCGCAACGAUUGACGGAUUUACAGCGGCUUCGCCUGAAAGUUCCACACCCCACCGAUGGCCGCUGGCGGCUGGGUUUUGGGGCGUAGAGUUGAUGUUAUCGGAUGAGGCGUUAGGGGCCCUCUCCAUCUCUUUCUCCGCCCGACGUGAGCAACCCUCCGCAGGCGUGCUGCUGGCGUGCUGGGCCUCCCGUGUACUCGCUAGGAGGUUUUAG
Messenger RNA from Colletotrichum orchidophilum, 594 nucleotides. RefSeq lists its product as uncharacterized. The transcript has 3 exons. Lineage: Eukaryota; Fungi; Ascomycota; Sordariomycetes; Glomerellales; Glomerellaceae. Bases 1 to 594 code for a protein of 197 amino acids. The record is from RefSeq and is a predicted model, not a curated record.